GCGGAGCGGAUCGUUUUUUUUUCCAUUGGCGCUUCACAGCAGUUUGCAUUUCUGUCCAUUCAUUUCAUUUGGCGUGACCAAUCAGCUAUGAUUAUCCACCACCUCAUCUUGGUCGCCUCGUUCGUCGCAGCUAUUCAAGGUGGACGCAAUUGCGGCGCAAAUCCGUCCAUGAUUUACCUGAAACGCGGCGAUAAAAGCUCCGUCGAGUACUGGAUUCCAGCGGAGAGCCAAGUGCAGCCAGAGCCGGAAGAAGAACUCUCUUUGCAGUCACGUUUUGAUGAACGAGGAGAAGAAGAAGAAGAAGAAGAAGAAGAACACGACGACAUCGAGAGGCAACAAUCAGCGCCACUGGCCGAUUUAUCGACGACGGUCGGACUGACCACAUGGCGAACGAAUGACGAAGAAUUUGCCAUCGAAUCGAAAAUGACGACCACCUCCAUUCCAGCCGUCAAACACCUAACUGUUUCCACCGAGAGGAUGGCCAUCUCGGACUCGAUUCAAAUAGCGGAACACGAAGAGGAGACGUCGACCGGUUUGACGGGACUCAAGGUCACAGAUGACGUCACCAUCUCGCCUCACGCACCUCCCCUACCUCCCGCCGAGGAUGCCGUACCUGCUGACGCUUCAGAUGCGCUUUCUCGGGUCAACGACCACGUCCAAGCAGAGACAACUGAACAUCAACAGCAAGCGAUAGACGUGACGGAAUUGGCCGUCGCUGAUGUAACGGAACAACAGACGACCGAGUCGACAAUCAAUCUGGCAAAUAACGGCCAACAAUCGCAAAGCGACGAGUCGCUCGUUGAGGAACACGUGCCAAUAUCCACGACUGCGUCGGCGCUCCAAGAGUUCAACAUGGAGCCCAUCACCAGCGGCGUUCAGCCGACGGACAUUGAGGUACAAACCAAGGCCGAAUUACUUGAACAUAUUAUGCAACAAGAAGAACUGCGGCCACAUACCUCGCCCCCGCCAGCCUCCAGUGUCAAGAAGCAAGAGUCGAUUAGCGUAGACAAUGCCAGUCUGCUUGAUCGGGCGACGGUGCUGGCCGUGCCCCAAUCCGUCCCGCCGCCAGCAACGGAACAGCCAACUGAAAUGGCGACAGAAAGCGUCCAACUCGAAAUAGCCAAAACAGCAACAGACGAGUCGGCAUUCUCCGACGACGUUUCUCAGCUGAAAGCGGACUUCCAGGAUAUCGCCCACCUUCUCAUGUCCGUUCCAGAUCUGCCUCCAUCUGAAAAUCAGGUCAAAGCAGUUGAAACAACUGAAACGAAUGAACCAGAAACAGUGACACUUGCCGAUUUCAAAAGCGAUUUAGAAUUCGCCGUCGAUACACACGCCGAAGAAAUCGAAACGACCACGUUGAUCGCCAUCUGGCCAGCGAAAACAGUCAAAGUGCAAACGGGAGAAUCAGCGUCCGCACUCCCAAUUCAGCAGGACGAACCCAGCGCCCACUUGCUAGCCAACGAAUUGCAAGUCGAAGACGCAACGGAGAUGAGUCGCGUCCAGCUCAAGCAGUCAGAGGGUAGCGCACCGGAAACAGCCGAAACACCCGAUCGAUUCAAGGCAGACGAGCCGGAAUCAAACGAUGAACAGGGAAGUGGAUUGGCCGAUUCGAUCCAAGACAUGUCGGCCGCAAUUCCGGCAAUUCAAAACGAAGACGGGACAGAAGGCAGCGGUGGUUCGCAUUUCGUCAGACAAACGCAACCGGUUGCAGUGGAAUUCCCGGCCAUGGAUGAGCCGGAAAUCGAAGACGAACAAAGCGGACCCGUCGGCAUUUUGGGCGUGGUCGAAAUGGGUGACCCAAUUCUCGUCAAAGUCGAAUCGGCCGCCGAAGGAAGCGGAUCAGACGCCACUUCGGAGGUCGAUGGAAGCGAUGAGCCGGAAACGGCAAUCGACGUUGUCCAAGAAGAAUCUCCGCCGGAAUUCCGCAACGACGACAUCCUCAUCAACCGGAUCCGCACCAUUGUCAAUUCACUGACAAAUCCCAAAGACACUUCGUCCUCAUUCCUGCGCCGCACUUCGGGUUUGCUCCAAUCCGUUUUCAAACGAACCAAACGAUCGACGACGAAUCCCGCAGACUUGGUCAACAGUCCCGCAUUCCGCCAGUUCCUACGCUCACAGCCUCUGCCCCUUCGACGGGCCUUGUCGCCCAAUUUCUCCGGUCGAUUUAGUCGGCAAAUGGCCUCGUCAGAACCGGAAAUUCGAGACGACGCCCAAUCGCCAGAAGAAGAAUGCGAUUUGCACAUCAAGACGGAUCCCGGUCUUCAUUUGUUGCUGACAUUCCACAACAUGAGCGCCCCCUACACUUUGGACUGCGCCGGAGCUUACGUUGAAAUCGAACGAGAAGGCAACGGUUUCGAAGCUCGUUGGUGCGGCAAACCGAUCGGGCAGCAGAGGGGAGUGAGAUCGCACGUUAUUUUCGCUCGCUCCGAGGUGCGAGUGUCAGUGUACAAUAAUAGACGCACACUGUUGCAACAUCAAAUUGCUGUUGGCGGUGAGGGAAUCAACUCGUUGGAGUCACAGCCAUCGCCAGUCAAUGACCAACUGGCUCCAACUGGAUUCAGCGCCGAUAUUGAAGUCAUUGAUUUACACGAUGCUGGACAAUUCACAUCCUUCCAGCGCUCUCAAGCCUACAGCAACGUUCAUCGCAGGAUCGGCUAACUCGAUCAAAUGCCAUUCAAUUUCGAUAACAAUGUUUUCCAACUACUUUAACGAUGGUUUCGCAUGAGCGCGGAAAAAUGGUCACCAACACACAGGCGCACUAGUCCCGAUUCCUUUUCAUUUGUUCCCUCCACGUUCUUUUUUUUUUUUUUUUUCGUCUACUCAACUUUUUAUUUCCUCGUUCCAAUCUCGUUCCCUGGUGAUGGACUAGGUGAUCUGAUAUUCAAUUUUCUUUAAAUGCAAAAAUACCGUAGCAGUUGAUUAUCAAUAAACACAUGCUCUUUCUUA
Messenger RNA from Daphnia carinata, 2946 nucleotides. RefSeq lists its product as uncharacterized. The transcript is spliced from 5 exons. The record is from RefSeq and is a predicted model, not a curated record. The coding region runs from base 88 to 2658 and encodes 856 amino acids. Lineage: Eukaryota; Metazoa; Arthropoda; Branchiopoda; Diplostraca; Daphniidae.